UUGGAGAUCUGCUGCAUCGCUUUAUAAAGAAUUUUAACAAUUAAUUUCAAAAUAACGCAUUAUUAUUUUUGUAAAAUUUUGAUGUUACAAUUAAAAUUUACAAAACGUAUAGGAACUGAUCUUACAGCCGAAUAAGAUUAUCUCCAUGAGCUCUUCUGGUCUGCCUUAGGAAACAUCAGGGAAUGCCAGUAUGGCCUUUUAACAGCUGUCCCUUCUCUACGUCUACUGCCCACAGGGACAACGUGUCAGAUGUGCCGCCAGUUUCAAAACUUCAGCUAAACGUCUGGAGACACAGGGAAGGAGACGGUCCGAUAAGAAUGGGCAGGAGCACUUCAGAAAUGGCCAACAGAGGCACCACUAUUGACUAUCUACCUGACGAACUGAUGCUGGAGAUUUUCUCAUACUUUAGCUUCAGUGAAAAAAUUGAAGUUUUACAAGAGGUGUGCACUCGAUGGAAAAUUCUGGCUCAGGAUGCUCACUUGUGGCUUGACUAGAAGAACGUUGUCAGGAGGAUGGAGACUCCAGUCUUCAUACAGCCAUCCUGACUUGAAUUUUCCAUGGUUUCUCAAAAUUAAUUCAGGAAAUUUCGGAUGGUUCCUACUAUAUGGCCACAACCAACUACCUGUUCCAUCCUUGUCAUACUAUAUCUGGGGACGGAGACUCCAGUCUUCAUACAGCCAUCCCGAUUCUAGUUUUCCAUCGUCUCUCAAAAUUAAUUCAGGAAAUUUCGGAUGGUUCCUACUAUAUGGCCACAGCCACAGCCACCUGUUCCAUCCUUGUCAUACUAUGUCUGCCCUCACCAUGCUGAGCUCAGUGGAACCCAUUACCAUUUGCCAGGCUACAUCCAUAUGCACAGCAGCAUCAACUGUUUCCUACAGUAAUGCUGUGUUGAAUGCAUUUCCCAAAAGGGAACUGUCCUUGACGUCCUUCAGCAGUUUGAACUAAUGGUUUGCUCCUUUGCUGCUCUGGUCUUUCAUACAACACUUGUUAAGGAGUUUCUUUUAUUGUUUAUGCUUAAGGGCCUUAUGGCAGCAGUGAAACAUUUACUUAAUUCCCCAGUUUUAAGAAAUAACUUUUAAUGGCAUUGUAAUGUUCUCUCUCUAGGCUCGUCACGUUACAGUAUCUCCGCUCAAUGCUACAUUUGAUUUAUGAAAUGACACAUUCAGUGCCACCUAGCAUACCACUGAUGGUAGCAUAAUUUCUAUCUGUGUCUGACCAGUAGUGUCAGAGGUGAAUGAAGCAGUACUACUAACUGUAGAAUGAUACAGUACUUAUACCUGACAGAGUAAUCUUUUUAUACUGUGGAUGAAUAUCUGAAAGAAAAUGUAUACCAUCACUAAACUUAUUGUGUCUAGAAGUAGUUCAAUUGAUUUUAUUGUGCAUUUGGGCAU
Schistocerca piceifrons (Central American locust) is the source of this 1391-nucleotide messenger RNA. RefSeq lists its product as uncharacterized. The record is from RefSeq and is a predicted model, not a curated record. The transcript has 6 exons. Lineage: Eukaryota; Metazoa; Arthropoda; Insecta; Orthoptera; Acrididae. Bases 472 to 945 code for a protein of 157 amino acids.